Messenger RNA from Cooperia oncophora, 726 nucleotides. The record is from the annotation of a GenBank genome assembly. NCBI's taxonomy places the organism in Eukaryota, Metazoa, Nematoda, Chromadorea, Rhabditida, Trichostrongylidae.
AUGCGUGAAUUAUCCGAUCGAUAUGGUUUUUCAAAUUCCGACAAAGUGGAGUUGUCACGAUUUGCCCUCUUAUUCGAUGAAUUGGAUCAGGCUAAACAUCAAGAGACUAACCGAUGGAAAGAAAGAAUUGGAGCUUCGUCAGACACUAAGAUAAUAAAUACUUAUUCAGAUCGAGUAAGUGGUGCGUAUCAGAUCCGAGUUGAUAAGGCAGAAACACUGUACGAUACGACUCAGAACCAGAGCAAACUCGUAAACUUGGCCGUUGCCGGUACCAUCGAUGAGAAAGCAAUUAAUAAGAAGAAUUUGAAUACAUACACAAAAUUGGAAAAUUUAACUCUGGCACUGAUGUCUGCUCAGGCCAUUGGAUGCAACAUCAUCAACAUUGACAAUAUAGAUCUUAGUAAGGGAACACCGCAUCUUGUUCUGGGACUCCUUUGGCAAAUAAUUAGAAUUGGUCUAUUCAACCAGAUUGAUUUACAACACUGCCCCGGGCUGUUUCGACUAUUGAAAGAAGGAGAGACACUUGAAGAUUUGAGAAAAUUGUCACCAGAAGAGAUUUUAAUGCGAUGGGUUAACUAUCACAUGGAAAAUGCAAAUGUCAAUCGCCGUUUGACAAAUUUCACCACUGAUAUCAAUGAUUCCGAAAUUUACACUCAUCUUCUACAUCAAAUAGCACCCAAUGGCUGUGGCGUCACUUUGGCUCCUCUUUCACAAAAGGUACUUUGA